This is a messenger RNA of Cannabis sativa, 1680 nucleotides long. Its product is annotated as beta-glucuronosyltransferase GlcAT14C. The record is from RefSeq and is a predicted model, not a curated record. Bases 182 to 1489 code for a protein of 435 amino acids. Gene Ontology annotation, cellular component: membrane. Lineage: Eukaryota; Viridiplantae; Streptophyta; Magnoliopsida; Rosales; Cannabaceae. Gene Ontology annotation, molecular function: glucuronosyltransferase activity. The transcript has 4 exons.
UCUUCUUCAUAAUUAGUGUACCUUUUUUCUCAAUUCAUUUAAUAAAUAAACCUUCACCUUAUAAUGAUGAUGAUGAAAUAAUAGCCACUUUGUAUAUCUAUGUACACAUAUUUUCUCAAACAUCUUUCAUUUCAAUACCCAACAUUCUUUUCUUCUUUAAUUUUUUUUCUUGUAAUUUACAAUGAGAAAAUACCAUCUUCUUUCACUAAUCUCAAGCUAUUGCCUAUGGAUUCUUGCAUUUGCAUUUAGUUUAGUGUUAUUAGGAGCAAUUUCAAGGUCAACACAAAACAUAUUUUCCGAAAAAGUCAACGAUUUUCAAGUUCCAAGAAGAAAUACUAAUAGAAUAAUCCCAUCAAAAGAGAAAGGAAAUCCUCCAAUCCUUGCUUAUUGGAUUUAUGGUACUAAUGGAGACAAUGAGAGAAUAAUUCGGCUUUUAAAGGCGAUAUAUCAUCCAAGAAAUCGAUACCUACUUCAACUUGAUUCGGGUGCUUCAGAUCACGAAAGAGAGAGUUUAGCGCUUUUUGUUCAAUCAGAGAAAGCGUUUCAAGCUUUUGAGAAUGUUGAUGUUGUUGGAAAGAGUUAUGCAAUAAACGAGAUUGGAUCGUCGGUUGUUGCAGCAACGCUACACGCUGCAGCGUUGCUUCUCAAGAUUAAUUCGGAUUGGGAUUGGUUUAUCACAUUAAGUGCUGCUGAUUAUCCACUAAUGACUCAAGAUGAUCUUCUCCAUGCUCUCACUUUCUUGCCAAGAAAUCUCAAUUUCGUUCGAUACAAUGCAAGUCGAUGGAAAGAGAGACAAACUGCCAAUCGAAUUGUUAUAGAUCCAAGUUUGUAUAACAAAAAAAGCAGUCCAAUUAUGUAUUCUGUAGAAACUAGACAUACCCCUGAAGCUUUUACUGUAUUUGGAGGUUCUCCUUGGGUGAUUUUAACAAGAGAAUUUAUGGAGUAUUGUAUCCAAGGAUGGGACAAUUUACCAAGAAGAUUACUAAUGUACAUAAGCAAUGUGAUAUACCCUCUUGAGUCCUACUUCCACACACUUCUAUGCAACUCAAAUUUAUUCAAAAAUACCACAAUACUCAACGAUGACCUAAGUUACACACUUUGGGAUUCAACAUUUGAGAUCUCUCAACUCCUCACCAUCUCACAUUUUGACCAACUCAUGUCUAGCACCGGAACAUCAGCUUUUGCAAGACCGUUCGAAGCAAAUGAUCCAGUGCUAGACAAGAUCGAUGUCACCAUUCUCAACCGAACUCGAAAGGGUUUUGUCACUGGAGAAUGGUGCAGUUCUGUUAGUGAUCAUGAAAACGAAAAAGAGAGUAAGAAGAAGUUAUCGUCAUCAUUGUUAGAUGAUGAGUUGAGUUGUCAAAGUUGGGGAAGCAUUGACAUUGUGAAGCCUAGUUCUAUUGGAGUUAAUUUGGAAGUGUUUUUGACUAAACUUGCUCAAAUUAACACAUUAUUUGGAUCUUCUAUUUGUUCCAAAGACAAUAAGUAAUGAUGAUUUAUCAAUCUAGAAAAGUAGUAAAAAAAACACAAGUUUUUGAUAUAGCUAGAUAUCAUUGGCCAUUUGCAUCUUUUUUUGCUUGUUGUAAAGAAAAAAAAAGAAGCAAAAGUGUAGAUUAAUUUUAUGAUAGCAAACAUAUGUUAUCAAAUAAAAUUUUAGUAGUGACGGAUUUUUUUUUUGGG